AUGGCACCUAUUAGACGAUAUCUUCGGAUCAGCAAACACUCUGUCCUCGAAUGCCGUAUCUUCCUUGAGAAUCCCGCCGAUGAAUCACGGUGGCUACUUAGAGACAACGACCCUGCCUUACAGCGCGUGUUCGAGGCAGUGAAACCAUAUGUCUUACCGAAGUUGCGAGAAGAGAAUGAAAGAGCACGUGGGAAGGGGAAGAAGAAGAAAAGUGUGAAGGAUGUGGUCAAACAAGAUGAUUUUGAAGUCUCCAUAUUCCUCACUGAGAUACGGACCCGGCAUAAUCUUCUGGUCAAGAACAAGACAUUCAAACAGAAAAGCAGCAAUAGCGGAAAGCUGACCGGCGCCCAUCGAGACACGGUCAUGGUUCAAGACGAAAGCGAUGAAGAGAGCGUCAACCUCGCACACAUCCCGCGUGCUGAAGAUGUGGAUGACGAUUCGAAGGGAGGGUUGAACACGAACGAAGAAGAUGAUGACAAGAAGAAACUGGGUUUCAAGACAACGUAUGAAGGUUUCAGCAUUUGGGGAUGGGUGCUUUGUCUCUUCGUUGAGCGCAAAGGUGGUCCGAAAAAGCAGGCAUCAGAACUCGGAGUAAAUUCUCAGGCACUCAUGCAGGAAUGGAUCGCAUCAACACAGGAGCAGAAAGACGACGACUUUUGA
Messenger RNA from Exophiala viscosa, 660 nucleotides. RefSeq lists its product as uncharacterized. Lineage: Eukaryota; Fungi; Ascomycota; Eurotiomycetes; Chaetothyriales; Herpotrichiellaceae. The record is from RefSeq and is a predicted model, not a curated record. The transcript has 2 exons. Bases 1 to 660 code for a protein of 219 amino acids.